AUGGCUCUGUUUGGUAUUUGUGUGGCUAUGGCCGUGUUUUUGGAGACCGUCUCUGCUACCUCGCUGGGAGUGGUGUACACGGAGGGGGGCAUGGUGGAGGGCCGAAGCAUCCGCUUGGGUUUACGCAGACACAUGGACGUGUUCAAGGGGAUUCCCUUCGCUGACAUCCCCGGACGCUUUGAAAAACCCAAACGCCAUCCAGGCUGGGACGGGGUGUUGAAAGCCAAAGAAUACAGAGCCCGAUGCCUUCAGUUGAACAUGAUCAUGACCGACACCAGAGGCUCUGAGGACUGUCUCUACCUCAACAUCUGGGUUCCUCAUGACCGUAAAGUCUCCUCCAACCUGCCUGUGAUGGUGUGGAUCUACGGAGGGGGCUACCUCGUGGGGGGCUCCAUGGGGGCUAACUUCCUGGACAACUACCUGUAUGAUGGACAGGAAAUCGCAGACAGGGGGAACGUCAUUGUGGUGACUCUGGGAUAUCGUGUAGGGGCCCUGGGCUUCCUGAGCACCGGAGAGUCUGAUAUGCCUGGAAAUUAUGGACUGUGGGACCAGCAGGCUGCCAUCGCCUGGGUGCACAGGAACAUCCGCGCAUUCGGAGGAGACACCAACAACAUCACCAUCUUUGGAGAGUCUGCAGGGGGCGCUAGCGUCAGCUUCCAGACCCUGACUCCUCACAAUAAGGGCCUGUUCCGCAGAGCCAUCUCUCAGAGCGGAGUAGCCCUGUGUCCCUGGGGUGUCAUCAAGAAUCCGCGAAAGUUUGCUGAGGAGGUGGCUCUGAAGGUGAACUGUCCCACUGACAGCAGGAUGGCGGCCUGUCUCAAGAUGACUGACCCUGUGGUCCUCACCAUGGCCGGGACCCUCAACCCACAAAGCUCCCCUGCUGAGCCUGUGGUGGAAAACCUGGUUCUGUCUGCGGUGGUGGAUGGAGACUUCCUGCCGGACCACCCCUCAAAGCUGUUCCACAACGCUGCUGAGAUCGACUACAUCGCCGGGGUCAAUGACAUGGACGGACACAUGUUCACUGCUUUGGACGUCCCCUCGAUCAACUCCAUGUUGGUGGAUACGCCCAUUGAAGACGUGAAGACACUGCUGGCCUCAUACACCAAAGACAAAGGUAAAGCUGGAAUGGAGAACGCCUUCUCCCUUUACUCCUCCGACUGGCGCACUAACCCAGACCGAAAAACUGUCAAGAAGACCGUCGUGGCCAUUGGGACAGACUACAUCUUCCUGGUGCCCACUCAGGCUGCUCUAUAUCUCCACGCCAAACAUGCCACAACUGGCCGCACUUACUCAUAUAUGUUAUCUGAGCCAAAUCGUAUGGGGGGCCUGGUCACACCCUACCCCAGCUGGAUGGGAGCAGAUCACGCAGAUGACCUGCAGUACGUGUUUGGGAAGCCCUUCACCACUCCUCUGGGGUACUGGCCCAGGCACAGGGACCUGUCCAGAUACAUAAUCGCAUACUGGACCAACUUUGCUAAAACUGGAAACCCAAACCAGGGAGACUUGGAGGUCCCUGCCACAUGGCCGGAGUUCACAACCGAUGGACACAAGUACCUGGAGAUCCACCACGACAUGAACAAAGGCUACGUGCGGCAGAAGAUGAGGAUGCGCUAUGUGCACUUCUGGACCAGUAUCCUGCCCAACUUGCCUGACCUGAACCAGUCUGAAUGAAACUGAUGAACCUCUCUAUACACUGUCAUGCACUAUACACACCAGUAAAACAGUACAACACAUUA
This is a messenger RNA of Boleophthalmus pectinirostris (great blue-spotted mudskipper), 1736 nucleotides long. Its product is annotated as bile salt-activated lipase-like. Gene Ontology annotation, biological process: chemical synaptic transmission; synaptic vesicle endocytosis; modulation of chemical synaptic transmission. Gene Ontology annotation, cellular component: postsynaptic specialization membrane; cell surface; synapse. Gene Ontology annotation, molecular function: triacylglycerol lipase activity; signaling receptor activity; neurexin family protein binding. Lineage: Eukaryota; Metazoa; Chordata; Actinopteri; Gobiiformes; Gobiidae. The coding region runs from base 1 to 1671 and encodes 556 amino acids. The transcript has 11 exons. The record is from RefSeq and is a predicted model, not a curated record.